AAAAAAAAACUGACCAGUCAUAAAGAAUGCUCUCUACCGCGAUGGACGCGGGAACAUUACUUAGUCGCUCGUUACUGCUGACUUUACUCCUAUUCACGGUGACCCAGGAGGCACGAGGAUUCCUGUGUUAUUGUGAGCGAUGUGUAAAUCGAACAUGCAACACAACUGGCCUGUGUUUUGCUGUCAUUACAAAGUCUGCCGGACUGUUUGUGACACAGGAGGGUCAGUGCAUUCAGCAGGAUGCACUUUACCCACCGGACAGGCCUUUCCAGUGCGCCCCCUCCAACAACGGAAAGCAUCCGUACUGCUGCAACACACACAUGUGCAACAGGAACCCAAAAGUCACCCCAGAGUUGCCUGAGACUGAACCCCAGUCUCUGAGUCCCGUAGCUUUGGCCGCAGUGAUUGCUGCCCCCAUCUGUGUGCUGAGCUUCGUGCUGGUGCUGAUCUUCUACAUGUGCCAUAAUCGCUCCAUCAUCCACCAUCGUGUGCCAAGUGAGGAAGACCCCACUAUGAACCACCCGUUCCUUGCUGACGGCACCACGCUGAAGGACCUUAUCUAUGACAUGACCACUUCUGGAUCUGGCUCAGGUUUGCCACUGCUAGUGCAGAGGACUAUUUCCAGGACCAUCAUCCUCCAGGAGAGCAUAGGGAAGGGUCGUUUUGGAGAGGUGUGGAGGGGCCGCUGGCGUGGAGAGGAGGUGGCAGUAAAGAUCUUCUCCUCCAGAGAGGAGCGUUCUUGGUUCCGUGAGGCGGAGAUCUACCAGACUGUCAUGCUUCGUCAUGAGAACAUCCUGGGCUUUAUUGCUGCAGACAACAAAGAUAACGGCACAUGGACUCAGCUGUGGUUGGUUUCUGAUUACCAUGAGCAUGGCUCGCUCUUUGACUACCUGAACAGGUACACGGUCACAGUGGAGGGCAUGAUCAAGCUGUCUCUCUCCACUGCUAGCGGUCUGGCUCAUCUGCAUAUGGAGAUUGUGGGCACUCAGGAAGAGAAGAGGGGCUUUAUUGAUUGCUCCUGUUUCUGGUUUGGACAAGGUAAGCCUGCAAUUGCCCAUCGUGACGUGAAAUCCAAAAACAUCUUAGUGAAGAGGAAUGGUACCUGCUGCAUCGCUGACCUUGGAUUGGCCGUGCGGCACGAUUCAGCCACAGACACCAUUGAUAUUGCACCCAACCACAGAGUGGGCACUAAAAGGUAUAUGGCCCCUGAGGUGCUGGAUGACUCUAUUAACAUGAAGCACUUUGAGUCUUUUAAAAGGGCAGACAUCUAUGCCUUGGGUCUGGUGUUUUGGGAAAUUGCUCGCAGGAGUUCAAUUGGAGGCAUCCAUGAGGACUACCAGCUCCCCUACUAUGACCUUGUACCGUCUGAUCCGUCUAUAGAGGACAUGAAGCGGGUAGUGUGUGACCAAAAGCUUCGUGCCAACAUCCCUAACAGGUGGCAGAGCUGCGAGGCCCUGCGUGUGAUGGCAAAGAUCAUUAGGGAAUGCUGGUACGCCAACGGAGGUGCUCGCCUCACCGCUCUGCGUGUGAAGAAGUAUCUAUCCCAGCUCAGUCAACAAGAGGGCAUCAAGAUCUAGAGCAAACCUCUCUUUAUCUUUACACUGCCUAUCCACUCCCUCCACUCAUCUAGAGAGGACAGCGAGGGACCUACAUCCGGUGUGGAGGUUUACUUCAAUCCGGGAUCUCGAGAGACCAGAAGCGAUUGGUGCUGUUCCAUGUAGACAUCCUCAUCAUGCAAGACCACCUCAAACAAACUUUACCAGCCAUGCUUCAUCUGGUGAGUGACCACACAACUAACCACAGAUGGCCAUUCGGUGUCAAUGAUUUGUUUGCAAAAUGGACUUGAGCCUUUUUGGGCUUAUUUCUGUAUAAAGCCUGAGUCGACUUGCUUGUGUAUAUGUGUAUGUUCAUAUAUUCACAUAUAGAUGUACACAGAAACACAAACUGUUCAUAUUGACGUGCUACAGUGUUUUGUCCCAGUAAGUGUCACCAUAUUUGGUAAAAAGGAUCUUUCUA
This is a messenger RNA of Carassius carassius (crucian carp), 2016 nucleotides long. RefSeq names its product TGF-beta receptor type-1-like. The transcript is spliced from 10 exons. Lineage: Eukaryota; Metazoa; Chordata; Actinopteri; Cypriniformes; Cyprinidae. Gene Ontology annotation, cellular component: plasma membrane; activin receptor complex. Gene Ontology annotation, biological process: heart development; transforming growth factor beta receptor signaling pathway; activin receptor signaling pathway. Gene Ontology annotation, molecular function: SMAD binding; activin binding; transforming growth factor beta receptor activity, type I. The record is from RefSeq and is a predicted model, not a curated record. The coding region runs from base 27 to 1577 and encodes 516 amino acids.